CACUGAGGUUAAUCAUAUCAGGGGGGAACCAAUGUUUCACGGCUACUGUAACAGCGUUCAGCAAAAGCAACAAAUUAACCAUUUCUAGCCUCUUCUUCCACAGUCUAGCCUCUUCCAUUUACAUCCGGAGUUUCGGAGAGCUGACAUCCACGACGGCGGCCCUUGGGGAGUUUGACAGCAGCAUGGCCGCACUACGAGCAGCCAAGCAGGCUUUGAGAAAAGAAAUAAAGAAACGGGUUGCCGCUUUGACUGAUCAAGAGAAGGUUCGCCAGUCUCGUGUUGCCUCUCAAAAGCUGUUCCGUCAUCCAAAAUACCACAGCAGUCAGCGGAUCGCUGUGUUCCUGAGCAUGCAUGAUGAAAUUCGUACAGAGGAGAUCAUUGAAGAUGCCUUAGGGAAAGGCAAAGUGUGCUUCAUCCCCAAAUACCUGACGAACAGCAGCCAUAUGGACAUGCUCCGAGUGACCAGCCUAGAGGACAUCAACACAUUGCCUCUCACAUCCUGGAACAUUCGCCAGCCUGGAGAUGACGACAAUCAGAGGGAAGAGGCCUUGAACACAGGUGGACUUGACCUUAUCCUUAUGCCAGGGCUUGGUUUCGACAAAAGUGGCAACCGCCUGGGCCGAGGGAAGGGCUUCUACGACACCUACCUGGAGCGCUGCAUGAAACAUCCCAAAGGGAAGCCCUACACCAUCGCCUUGGCCUUCAAAGAGCAACUGUGUCCAGACAUACCAGUGGACGACCGGGAUAUCCACAUAGAUGAAAUCCUGUACGAAGACGAAUGAUCUGCUCAUGGAGUCGCGGAGACACCUUGUGCUUUAGUGAUCGCUUGGUGAGACCACUCAAGUGCCUUUUUAAGACCGGACGUGUCAGCAGUGCAAGCAGCCUGGUCUCUCUCUGGUGCUUUGCCGUUUUCCUGACUCAGGGUGGAAUUAACUGGAUGUAAUGAGCUUUCUCCAGAUGAGCACCCUGUUUUUAGCUGCCUGUGUUUGCGCAUCCAGAUUUCCCAGGGCUGCCUCUCUGUGGAAUGCUUAUCGUAAAGUUAUCCCCUUUUCCUGAAAUCCUCGAAAUGUGAAAUUCCUACGUCCAUCAUCACUAAGACUUAUCAUGCUAAUUUAAUUGAAUUAAGACAGUGGGGAAUUAAGUUAAAUUUCCAUAAACUUUCUAUAACCUUCACCUGUAAUCAUCUAAAUCUUGCUUUUAGAUGUUGUCUAUGGAAUUGCCUUCAAUAAAGGGACCAAAAUUCACACAUACCAAUCCCAUUCAGCCGUUAACACUAUAAAUGUCUAUACAUGUCUAAUGUUCUUGGCAUGGUACUUGCAUUUGUACUGUUUGAAUUGUUAACACACCAUGUUGAUCACAAAGCAAAUAAACAGUUAUACAUAUCCA
Molecule: messenger RNA, 1386 nt
Organism: Alosa sapidissima (American shad)
Lineage: Eukaryota; Metazoa; Chordata; Actinopteri; Clupeiformes; Clupeidae
Gene: mthfs
Product: 5,10-methenyltetrahydrofolate synthetase (5-formyltetrahydrofolate cyclo-ligase)
Exons: 4
Coding region: 183-782 (199 amino acids)
Biological process (GO): tetrahydrofolate interconversion; folic acid-containing compound biosynthetic process
Cellular component (GO): mitochondrion
Molecular function (GO): 5-formyltetrahydrofolate cyclo-ligase activity
Source: RefSeq, a predicted model, not a curated record